UCUGGUAUCACAAAUAUCAUGUGGCUCUUCAUUAUGUUCUUCAUCACUGUGAAGGUGGGUUCCAGUGAGAUUAAAGUGCAGGAGGGAGAUGUCCUCAAUCUCCAUCCACGGUUUGAGGAUUUUAACAAAGACCAUCAAAUCUUGUGGACGUUUUCAAAUGACAAUCAAAGUUCACGCAUUGCCCAGUUGUAUCAUGGGAAUAUUUACACUCAUUAUGAAAAUAGAUUCAGUGGCAGAGUUCAGCUGAAUGAGAGGACUGGAGAUUUAAACAUCUCAAACAUCAGCACAGAUGAUUCUGGACUUUAUGAAGCAUUGAUUGUCCUCAACAAACAGAUCACAAAAAUCAAGUUUAAAGUGGAUGCAUUUGCUCGUGUCUCUGUACCCGUCAUCAUCAUCAGCAGCUCACUGGUUAGCGUGCACCAAUCUCCAGCGUUCCUGUCUCUGUGUCUGCAGGUGCUUCUCUACUGCAAUAUCAAAGAGCUCUGUUCACUGUAA
Molecule: messenger RNA, 495 nt
Organism: Triplophysa dalaica
Lineage: Eukaryota; Metazoa; Chordata; Actinopteri; Cypriniformes; Nemacheilidae
Product: SLAM family member 9-like
Exons: 4
Coding region: 19-495 (158 amino acids)
Source: RefSeq, a predicted model, not a curated record